AUUCUUAAAAAAAAUAUGGUUGUAGCAAAUUAGAAAGAAUUAUAGUUAAAAUAAAAUAUGAAUGAAGUUAAAAAUAGGAUUCUUUAAAUAAUAUGGUUUAUGAAAAUUAGAAAGAAUUUUAGUUAAAAUAAAAUAUUAAAUUACAAAUCCCCUUUUGUCAUGUUAGGAAGAAAACAUCAACAAUGUCAUCCUCAUCAAGUGAUGAAGUUGAUGAAGCUAUAGAAGAAAUGGUCGACGAAGUAGUUGAUAAUUACAUCGACUCAAUAGUUGAGGUCCAAGGCAACAAACCGAAAAGACGUGCUUAUAUCGACAGAGAUCGGGAACAAGGACACAAUCAACUAUGGAACGAUUAUUUCAAGGAAAAUCCUACAUACCCACCGGAAAUGUUUAGGAGGCGUUUUCGAAUGAACAAGCCAUUGUUCCUUCGCAUUGUCGAACGUAUAAGUAAUGAAGUUCCAUACUUUCAGCAAAGACGAAAUGCUCACGGGAGGAACGGGCUUUCUGCACUUCAAAAGUGUACGGCAGCUAUACGUAUGUUGGCAUAUGGUCAAUCGGGAGAUACAUAUGACGAAUAUCUCCGACUUGGUGACAGUACAUCACGUUUGUGUUUGGCAAAUUUCACUGAUGCAAUAAUACAAUUGUUUGGAAAUGAGUAUCUACGAAAACCUACAGCCGAGGAUCUUCAACGCUUACUCGAUGUUGGAGAGGUACGGGGGUUUCCGGGGAUGAUAGGCAGCAUCGACUGCAUGCAUUGGGAGUGGAAAAACUGCCCAACGGCUUGGAAAGGUCAGUUCACACGUGGUUCAGGAAAGCCGACAAUUGUCUUAGAAGCCGUGGCAUCACAAGAUCUUUGGAUAUGGCACGCAUUUUUCGGCUUACCAGGUACCCUCAACGAUAUCAAUGUUCUUGAUCGGUCCCCUGUUUUUGAUGACAUCUUACAUGGUCGAGCACCAAAAGUUAAGUUCAAGGUCAACAACCACACUUAUCGUAUGGCCUACUAUCUUACUGACGGAAUUUAUCCAAACUGGUCAACAUUUAUCCAAUCCAUCCCACUUCCUCAAGGUCCUAAAGCCGAGAAAUUUGCAGAAAAGCAAGAAUCCGCCAGAAAAGAUGUCGAACGAGCUUUUGGAGUAUUGCAAUCGAGGUUUGCAAUUGUUAAAAACCCAGCUCUACAAUGGGACAAGGAGAAGAUAGGAAAGAUCAUGAGAACUUGUGUCAUAUUGCACAAUAUGAUAGUAGAGAACGAACGACACGGAUACGCUCAAAUUGAUACUUCUGAGUUCGAGUCCGGAGAAUCAAGCAGAACUUCGAGGGUGACAAGGAGAGAAAGUAUUCAUGUCGGUGAUAUGUUAGGCAUGCGCAGAGAAGUUCGAGAUCCAGAGAAGCAUGCUCGUUUGAAAGCUGAUUUAAUGGAAAAUAUAUGGCAAAAGUUCGGUGAUGAAAAUGAAUAAGCUUUGUAUGUUAUUUAAUUUCUUGAUUUAUGUAAUCUACUCUUUAUGUAUUGAAUAUAAAAUUUAAAAAUAUUUAUAAUAUUUUUUAAUAUUUAAAUCAUGUAUUCUGAAUUUUUAGAAAUUUUUUAAAAAUAAAUUAUUUAUUAUUAUUUUAUUCCUAUGAACUCCUUCUUGAGGUUCAUCAAUGCAGAAAACAACAAAUAGAGGUUCAUAACUAUUCAUGGACCCACUAAAAAAUAUUAAAAAAUUUUUGUGAACCCCAAGAGGGGGUUCACUAAUGCUCAUGCUCUAAAUGAUCUAUCUAUUAUCGGAUUCUUAUAUUAUUAUUCUUAAUCGGGAGUUAAUGACUGUAAAAUAAAGAAAACUGACUGUAAACAUAUCGGAAAAUUAAUUACAGUUGUAGAUCAAAAUUGUUACUUUAUUUAAUAAAUUAAUUUUUGGAGUUCAUUUUUUAAUUUAAUUAUUUUAUUUGAGUUUUGUAGCUUUUUCUGUUUAUAUUUGUCUUUUUUCUUCUUCUUUUUUGUGAUUAAUCAACAGCUUUAACUUUGAAACGAAAAUGCAUUCAACAAUGAUAAGUCCCUAGACUGUGAAGUAUAUAUAGUAGUCAAAGAAUAACUAUUAGUUACAACUUCUAGUAACUAAUAGUGGCACAACUUCUAGUCUUCUACUACGCAUUAUUUUAACUAAAUGGCACGACUUGUGGCUCAAUGAGUAUAUUAGUUAUAUUGUUCUACUGAUUUGAUUAAGAUGCUUAGCAGAUGAUUAAAACCCACUUGCUCGUUUUAAGAAAUUCGUUUCUAACACGUUAUGGUUGCCCGAUAGCUUGACCUACUUGCUUCAUAGACAUGAUGAGUUUGUUUAUUUUGUUCCUUUUCCUAGACAUGAUUCAGUUAAACACUCCAUCUAUGCUUUUCUAUUCAUAACAUACCGAAUCAUUUAUUUUGUGUGGGCCUAACUUAACUCUUAUCGUUGAAGGAGCCUUGAGUGCAAGAGCAUCUAACUGGAUCCAAAAUCACUAAAAAUAUCACAUAAUGAGACUGCUUACUGUUAACUGCAAGUGCUUGAAUGUAAUUUUAUCAUCAUCAUCCGAACUCAGUAGUAAUAUUUUAUGAUGAGAUGGCAUAACAAAAGCACCAGUGGUCUAGUGGUAGAAUAGUACCCUGCCACGGUACAGACCCGGGUUCGAUUCCCGGCUGGUGCAGUUUUAAUUAUUUUUUUCCUUAUUUUUUCGUGCUGAUUCUCUCCCUUCUCUGUCCAUUACCUCCUCGUUCAGGCAAAACAAACGUCCUUGUUUUUAAAAAAUGCCAGGUUAAAUACAUGCAUCAUUAACUAAAAAGGGAAAGAAUGCAUGCACCUUUGACAUUUAAAGGUAAAUGUACAUAAUCAUUUUUACUUUUUUGCAUGAAUGAGACCACACAACCUCUUUACGAAAAUAAAAGAAAAUUCUGUAGACCACAUAUAAUUAGCUUUGUAUAUAAGGCCAACGUCAAUCAAUAGGGGGUGGGGGUAAAGAAAGUCUGACUAUUAAUAGUAUAGUUAACUGCUAAUUAGCUCAGCCGGCAGUAGAGUGAUCAUAAAUUAUCUUUUUACUAAUCUGUUAAUCUUACAACUCAUUCUCGAAUUCAACCCGUAUACAGACAGUUAUAGUGAAAUUGAAAAAGUGCAUAUAUAACAAAAUAACGUA
Molecule: messenger RNA, 3135 nt
Organism: Brassica napus (rape)
Lineage: Eukaryota; Viridiplantae; Streptophyta; Magnoliopsida; Brassicales; Brassicaceae
Product: putative nuclease HARBI1
Exons: 1
Coding region: 183-1451 (422 amino acids)
Source: RefSeq, a predicted model, not a curated record